UGGAGUUUAGUAUGGAAGGAAGAAGAUCAUCAACUUCAUCUUCGUACAAUCGUAGUCGUUAUCAGUUUGAAGAUAAUGAGGAUGAAAUAAAGAAAGGACCAUGGAAAGCAGAAGAAGAUCAAGUGUUGUUAAAUCAUGUGAAGAAAUAUGGUCCAAGAGAUUGGAGCUCCAUUCGAUCCAAAGGUCUUUUGCAACGUACUGGAAAAUCUUGUCGUCUUCGUUGGGUCAAUAAACUUCGACCCAACUUAAAGAAUGGAGUGAAGUUUUCAGCGGAGGAGGAGACGACAGUGAUUGAACUUCAGGCACAAUAUGGGAACAAAUGGGCAAGAAUUGCAACAUAUUUGCCGGGGAGAACUGACAAUGAUGUUAAGAAUUUUUGGAGUAGUCGACAGAAGAGAUUGGCUAGGAUUUUGCGAGCAUCAGCACCACAACCUGCAAAGCCACAGAACAACGACAACAACAACAAUAACAACGAUAGCCAAAAUGAUGUUUUUCAAGAUUCUCCUCCAAUAGAGGCACCAAAAUUCAGCUCAUCAACAGAUCAAGAAGAAUCUUUAUCCAAGUCACAAUCAUGUUCAUCUUCCUAUAUUGAUAACUCUCAUAACAUGAUCAACAUGGUCCCAUUGGCAGAGCUAGUGAAUCCAAAUUCCAUUGCUUUUGAAUCAAACCUGCUUCAACUUGAUUUCACUCCAAAUGACGAGAAACUUGGAAUAGAAUCAUCACAUAUUCAAACUGACUUUGCUCUGCCUUUGGAAAAUCAAGAAUUCAACAUGCCUAACUUCAUUGAUGUGUUUGGACAGUUCAAUGGUUCUGAAUUAGAUAAUUUGCAAGUCCCAUUUGUAGAGAGAUCAUGUUGUGACAAUAUUGUGAUGAGAGAGAUUGACAAGCCACUUACUCCGGAUAGCUUCAUUGAUGAUUUUCCUUUGGAUAUGUUUGAUCAUAUUGAACCUCUGCCUAGUCCGUCUGAGUGGUGAUUUAGUCAUAAUUUGUUGCUAACUGUAGCUGCUGAUUACUAUUUAGUUUUCUUUAAUUUGUGGAAAGACUACCAUGGCAAGCCCAUUAUUUGUAAAAGAAUAUUUGA
Molecule: messenger RNA, 1081 nt
Organism: Nicotiana attenuata
Lineage: Eukaryota; Viridiplantae; Streptophyta; Magnoliopsida; Solanales; Solanaceae
Product: transcription factor MYB57-like
Exons: 3
Coding region: 12-974 (320 amino acids)
Source: RefSeq, a predicted model, not a curated record